CACUGGCCCGGUUGGACUCCUCAAUAGACGGCAUGCUGCGGCUGCUGACAUCCAGGUGUGGCCGGGGCCCAGGGUCCAGGGUGGUCACGUGGCGUCCCUCUGUGGGGCUCUUCUGUCCUGGGCGCCCCGGGAUCCGGCAGGGCUCAGAUGCCUCAGACGCCCCGAGUCAGCCGAUUCCCAGCUCUGAGUCACUGCUGCAGCCGGUGGGCGUCUGCUCCAUGAUGCGCCUGCCCCUGCAGUCCUCCGCCGAGGGGCUGGACGCUGCCUUCAUCGGUGUGCCUCUGGACACUGGGACUUCCAACCGGCCCGGGGCGAGAUUUGGACCCCGUCGCAUCCGGGAGGAAUCGGUGGUGCUGGGGGCUGUCAAUCCCAGCACGGGAGCCCUCCCCUUCCAGUCCCUCAGGGUUGCAGACCUAGGCAACGUGAACGUCAAUCUUUACAACCUCCGGGACAGCUGCCGGCUAAUUCGAGAGGCCUAUCAGAAUAUCGUAGCAACUGGCUGCAUUCCUCUGACCUUGGGCGGAGACCACACAAUCACAUAUCCCAUACUGCAAGCAGUGGCAAAGGAGUAUGGCCCCGUGGGUCUAGUCCACGUGGGUGCCCACACCAACACAACUGACAGAGCUCUGGAGGAGAAGGUCUACCAUCGCACACCUUUCCGCCGGAGUGUGGAGGAGGGACUGCUGGACUGUAAGCGAGUCUCGCAGAUCGGCAUCCGGGGCUCUGCCAGGACCUUGGAUCCCUACAGAUACAGUCGGAGCCAGGGCUUCCGUGUGGUCCUGGCCGAAGACUGUUGGAUGAAGUCACUGGUGCCCCUGAUGGCAGAGAUCAGGCAGCAGAUGGGAGGCAAGCCUCUUUAUAUCAGCUUUGGCAUAGAUGCCUUGGAUCCUGCCUAUGCCCCGGGAACAGGGACACCAGAAAUCGCUGGGCUUACCCCUAGUCAGGCUCUGGAGAUCAUCCGGGGCUGUCAAGGCCUGAAUGUGGUGGGCUGUGACCUUGUGGAGGUUUCCCCGCCAUAUGACCUCUCCGGCAACACAGCCCUCCUAGCAGCUAACCUGCUGUUUGAGAUGCUGUGUGCUCUCCCCAAAGUCACAACUGCCUGAAUCUGUGUUCUUGAGGACAAAACAGACAGUGUCAUGAGGAAGCCUCAAGGACUUGUGAGCAAGCAAUGCAAGGACCAAAGAAAGCUUUCUGAGAAAUGUCACUUCUGGCUGCAAGUAAGGACAACUCAGAAUGUUACCCAAACAGCUCCUGCCUCUUUCCUAACAUUAAAACAUUUAUUUAAUUUGG
This is a messenger RNA of Psammomys obesus (fat sand rat), 1290 nucleotides long. RefSeq names its product agmatinase (gene Agmat). The record is from RefSeq and is a predicted model, not a curated record. Gene Ontology annotation, molecular function: metal ion binding; agmatinase activity. Lineage: Eukaryota; Metazoa; Chordata; Mammalia; Rodentia; Muridae. The transcript is spliced from 7 exons. Bases 33 to 1103 code for a protein of 356 amino acids.